This is a messenger RNA of Anguilla rostrata (American eel), 2533 nucleotides long. It is a transcript of the gene fgfr1op2, whose product is annotated as FGFR1 oncogene partner 2. The coding region runs from base 161 to 805 and encodes 214 amino acids. Gene Ontology annotation, biological process: response to wounding. NCBI's taxonomy places the organism in Eukaryota, Metazoa, Chordata, Actinopteri, Anguilliformes, Anguillidae. The transcript is spliced from 6 exons. The record is from RefSeq and is a predicted model, not a curated record.
UUUUUACUAACCGGAACUCAUUCUUGGUGGUCAGGAACUACAGUAAAGACAGUAAUCUCGUUAGCAGUUAAGGAUUUCUAAUUUGACGUUCUGGUCUGCUUAACAGGAAGUUUACAUGUUUCCGUGCUGAUGGAUUUCGAGUGCGAGUUCCAGAUAAGGAAUGACUUGUACAAUAGAAAAGGUUUUGGCCGAUGCCAAAUCGCUGGUGGAGAGAUUACGGGACCACGAUAAUGCGGCAGAGGUUCUGAUCGAGCAGACGACUUUCCUGAGCAAGCGGGUGGAAGCUAUGAAACAGUACCAGGAGGAGAUCCAGGAGCUGAACCGGGCCGCCCGGCACCGGCCGAGGUCCACGCUGGUGAUGGGGAUCCAGCAGGAGAACCGGCAGAUCCGAGAGCUGCAGCAGGAGAACACAGAACUCCGCACCUCUCUGGAGGAGCACCAGUCGGCGCUGGAGCUGAUCAUGAGCAAGUACCGGGAGCAGGUGUUCCGGCUGCUGAUCGCCAGCAAGAGGGACGACCCGGUGAUCAUGACCCAGCUGAAGGAGCAGCACACUACUGAACUGCAGGCCCAUAUAGAUAAGAUCCACGAGAUGGCCGUGGUGAUGAAGAAGGCCAUCGAGCUGGACGAGGACAAGGUGUGUCAGGACGAGGAGCGGAUCGGACACUUAGAGUUGGAGAACAGGGGUCUACGGGAGCUCCUGGGUAUUAGUCGGGAGGCGUUCCUACUGCUGAAGGAGGACACGUCUGAGACCACCUCUCUGUCUGGCCUGGUCACCAGCGCGGACCUGAGCCUGCGCAAGAGCUAGAGCCACGCCCCCCACACUGAUAACCACACCCACCUCACUGAUAACCACGCCCCCACACUGAUAACCAUGCCCACCAUAAUUACCCACAGACACUGACCUCAGCCGGUGCAAGAGCUGGAGCCACGCCCCCCACACAGAUAACUAUGCCCACCACUCUGAUAACCACGCCCACCACUCUGAUAACCACACCCACCACUCUGAUAACCACACCCAUCACACAGAUAACCACGCCCCACACACUGAUAACCACGUCCCACACACUGAUAACCACGCCCACCUCACUUACAACCCUACCCACACACCCACCAGGUCAGAGGCCACACCCACUGUUUCAGAAACCACACCCAAAAGGGUAGCCACACCUACCAGAGGUGAAGUCACUCAUACUAGAGCAAACACCAGAGGAUUGAAGUCUUCACCUCCGUUUCCCUCAGAUGCACAUAGACCUGUGGAAGCUCCUCACUGGCACCCUGUCCAGUUCCGCUGGGUUUCUCCACGUCAGGGAGCCUGGCCUCCCUCAAAACACAAGCAACGGAUGGCCACUCAUCAUGUGCUGCUGAAGUGGGUUGGAACACCAAUCGUGGUUUUUUCAGAGGAAGCUUCUUGAACCAUAGAAUGUAUGGAGCAAUUACGUAUUUUAAGCAAGUCUCGAUAGUUGUUUUGCAGUGGGAAGCCUUUUUGGUUCACGGGGGUAACGGAUAACAUAAUGUAGCUCCACCCUGUGUGGGUCAGUGAAGCUUACUUCCCACCACUCAGGGCAGGCUCCAUUGUUAUUAACGAGGAAAUGGUGGAUUCAAAUCUUUUAUUGAGUGCUAACUUGUGUUUACAUUCACAAAGAAUUUUUCUCAUGUCUUAUGUCUUAUCUAAUGUGGAUGUUAUUUUUUCUCACCUCAGAGAGUCUCUUAAUCUGUCCAGAUCUGAGUGGUAAACUCCUGUAUUCAUCUCGGGCUACCCCUCUCCCGUGUCCUCCUGUACUCCUGUAAAAAGCACGGGUUGAGCUUAAAAUGUGAGAUAACGAGUGGCAGGUGGACCCAGGUUAAUGUUAGAGUCGCGCCUGUCGCACCUGUGAGCGUCUUCCUUAUGGUUAACAGCGAGCGCUGCUUGUGAAGCGAAGACGCCUCAUGUGCUUUCCUCAGUCAGCAGCACCCUGCUGACGUGUGUACAGCAGCACCCUGCUGACGUGUGUACAGCAGCACCCUGCUGUCAUGUGUCCAGCAGCACCCUGCUGACGUGUGUACAGCAGCACCCUGCUGACGUGUGUCCAGCAGUGUCCAUUUUUACAGCUGGAUACGUAAUGAAAACAUACGAGAUAACGUAAUUCAUUCAGUGGCUCAACUGUCAGUGCCCCACAUCGGCUUCCAAACCCGCCUCCCUUUGGUCUGUUGCCCUUCCCACCACUCCACAUAUUCAGGAGAGUCAGCUUUCAGCCAUUUGCAGUGAGCCACAAAACACGCAAACAGCUCUACUGGGGCUUCUUGGCACAACUUCAUCCAUUAAGCUGGUCUUAGUUUAUUCCCAGAAGAAAUUCAGGAUUUGUGGUUGCAUCGUUUUAUUUUUUAAAAAUAACACAUUAAAGGAGCCACCAGGCAGAUUAAAGUUUUAAGUUGUACAUGAGUUUUCAUAAAUAUUCUUUCAAGGACUGCUAGACCUGAACUUUUUAUUGAGCGGUUUUGGUUCCAAGUUGAUGAAUGCUAUGUGAAAUAUGUCAAUAAAGUUGACAGGACUUGA